This is a messenger RNA of Anneissia japonica, 3350 nucleotides long. Its product is annotated as serine/threonine-protein kinase PRP4 homolog. Gene Ontology annotation, cellular component: exon-exon junction complex. NCBI's taxonomy places the organism in Eukaryota, Metazoa, Echinodermata, Crinoidea, Comatulida, Comatulidae. Gene Ontology annotation, molecular function: mRNA binding. The transcript is spliced from 5 exons. The coding region runs from base 66 to 1916 and encodes 616 amino acids. The record is from RefSeq and is a predicted model, not a curated record. Gene Ontology annotation, biological process: mRNA processing.
GCGUGUGUCAAGCUUCUUUUACGUCGUCGGACUCCUCGCGUAUUGUACACGCUAAAAUUACAACGAUGCCUCGGUGGCAUUCCCCAAAACGCCGUAGGAAUUCAAGCUCAAGGUCUCCUCAGAAGGACAGGUAUGGGUCAAAGAAACGGUUUGUCUCACGAUCACGAUCAAGAAGUAGGAAGAGAUCUCCCCAGCAAUACAGUCGAAGUCCAUCUCCAAGAUACAGGCCUGGCAAUAGACCUGGUUAUGACCAGUCAGGAAGGAAACGUUCCAGUUCACCAAUCUCUAAGAGGAAGCAGCAACACUCAUCCUUGAACAGAAAUUCAUCACCAAUUCACCGCAAUAGAUCAUUUUCACCAUCAUCAAGAAGGAUAGAUUCUCCAAACCGAUACAAAGACCCACCAUCAGGAAAAGAUAAAAGAUCUGGUGAUUACUACAAAUCUAAUGUUAGAGGCAGAUCUUUCACACCAGAACAACAGAGGAAACGAUCUAUGACCCCUAAAAAACGCAGUGGAGGGAAAGAUUUUAUUAAAAGAAAUGCAAGAAGGAGUAGAAGUAGAGAUGGUGGAAAUACUAAGUCAUAUAAGAGAGAUCGUAGGAAUAGAUCUUCUUCAUCAUCGCCACAAAGAUCAAGAAGCAGGAAAAAAGAAUACUAUGAUGACCAGAAGCAUGAAUCCCAUGGAAUCAGACCAGAUGUUUCAUCAUCACCAUCAUCUAGUAGAAAACAUCACCACGAUAUUGAUCCAUCAGAAAUCCGUAUCAACAUCAAUCAAUCCAAGCCAUCACCACCACGUAAUAAAUUCAAUGUCGAAGAACUAGUGAUUCCUCGAAGGAAGGAUGAAGGAACCAAGCCCUUGUUUGACCGUCCAGAAUUGCGCCAGAGGUCUUACUACGAUACCCAAGAUUUUGAUGAGGAACGUCGCGUUGUCUCUGUGAAAAAAAAUAAUGACAAUGCUGGGUACGUACAGGGCAUGUCUGUUCAGGAAUUGGCAUCAAGAGAAAGGAAUACAAAACAUUCCCUAGAAUCCAUAACUAACCUUGACCAAUUCCAUAGAAACACCGCAACUUUUCAGUACAGUUCUCUGUCGAAGCUUGAUAUUGAUAAUAUAUCUGGUUCCAAAUUGAAUCAAAAUCCCUACCAGUCACAACAAAACACAUACAGUCAAAUAGAUCUACAGCCACGCCAUACAGUAGAAAACACCCACCAGACUGGAAGGAAUGACACGCCUAUGUUUUCUUUACCUACUGGUGAUCUAAGGCACUGUCUUAAAUCACGACGAUCUCCAAAAGACCAAAGUAGUCACUCCCAAAAAGAAAAGAGGAGUCAGGACAGAAACUAUAAGAGAUCACGGUCAAGAUCUUCUCAAGAUGUUGGUUCCAGGAACUUAAAGAAGGUUUCACCUGCUAAACACUCUGUGAGUGAAAGACUGCAGAAGUUAGCUAGCGGUAACCAAUCCCAAGAUAAUCUGCCGAACUUCCGUAAAGAAUUGGAAGAGAUUCAGAAGGAUGAGUGGAAGAUGAAUCCAACAAUUGUACCAAGAAGUAGCCAGUAUUUCGUGCAUGAUGAUCGUGGACGAAGAAAUAGUGUUGAUGAUAAGGGGCCUCCGAUAAAACCCAAAUCUGCCCAGACAGGAUUUUCCAAAUUCAGUAAGCGUGGCACUAGUUUUCGUGGUUUUGGCCGAGGUUCAAGCUACUCCAGUCGAGGAUUCAUUUCCAGAAGGGGUUUUGGCCGUGGAGUAGGCCGGGGAACUACAUAUUUUGGCCGAGGUGGUAAGCGAAGUCCAACAAACUGGAAGCAUGACAUGUAUGAUAAUAAAAGAGGAAGCAGAACAUCAAAGAGCAGUGAGAAUUCGAAAUAUCUUAAGCAUAGAAAGGAACAAAGCAACAGACCAUCAAGUACAGCAGGAAGAAAGUAAACAGAUUUGAUCAUUGUUUAUUUUGUACCCGAUUCACACAAAAUAGAAUGUUACACGCCUCCCAUGCUGGGGAAAUUUAGCAUGUGUGCCCUGCUACAUUCCAUCAAUGGAUAUGCACAUACAGUACUGGACUUGUAUUGAUUUGCAUGCAUCUUGUGUAAUAUUAAGGCAAUUCAACAAGAGGAUGCUCAUCUCCACUAAGAACAUAGCAUGUGCGUACACUCCUUUCAUCUUUACAGUGGCAUCAGCAAUCCGAUGCUAUUAGUGAUUAUAGUCAUCAAUUAUUAAUCUAUGCGUACCAUCUGUUUACAUCUGUCUUUUGACCAUGAGCUUGUUAAGUGUUUCUAUAAAAUACAAUUUGAUUCAUGAAAAUUGACAAACUAAAUGAAAAGUAGGAUAUGUCCAUGCCAGAGAUAAAAUCUUCAAUGUCCCGAGAUGAGCGUCCUUUUGUUAAAUUCCCUUUGUUAAUAUCCAUGUAAGAAAAACAGAUAAAACAAGAGACUUGUAACUUAGCAGGGAUGUGUACACUUGGUAACAGGGCACAGCUUGUCCUUCACUUUGAUGCUGCUACGUAUCUUCACUGCCUACUUAUAAAUUCUACCAACUUUAGCAAGGUUUGUAUUUUGCUUGUGUGAAGAAAACAGUAUAUUUGUAGGAAUAUUUUGGGACUGGAAUCCUUUGUAAUAUUUUGUUUUGAGUGAAUCUGGAUAUUAGAAGAGUUUUGUAACAGCCUACGUUGUUCUAUGACAGUAUGUGCUGUUGGUUUAUUGUAUUAAAAUGUUUUAACAAACAACCUGCUUUGUUUUUAAAUUUAUUCACAUUUGAUCUUUGAAUAUUAUGCUGUAAUUAUCUUAAGAAGUGAAUUUAUUUUUAGCUAAAAAAAGAUGCACUCAGUUGAAUGUCAUUGCAAGAAGGAGUAUAUAAAAAAGAACUACUUCUAGCAUUUUGAUAUCUACACAUUAUUGUAAAUGAUCAAUUGCACUUCAGCGCUUAAAACAUGUUUGGUAGUGUAAAGCUAAGCUUAUGUUGCCCUUGUGACUUGACUCAACUCAUCUGACAUCAACUGACCUUUGGCAACUUGCCAACAACUGCAAGCAACUGUGAUUCGCACCAUUGGAAGUGUCAUGGGCACUUCUGUCACCAGUUGCUCUCAGUUGCCCAUUCUCUAUUUUGCUGCGAUUCAAAGCAACUGACAAGCAAUGAAAUGAUCAUGUGAUAGAAACUGAUUAAUUUUGGUCUAUUAACUGUGUGUGUGCUAGCAUUAAUUUAUGGUGUAUUGCAGGGUAACCAGUUGUAGAUAGUCUACAGUCGGAAGUGACAUAGUGCUCCGGGAAACAAGUUCUCUGUACAGUAUUUGCGUGAUUGCGAGCGAAAGUUAAUAUAAAUGCUACCCCCAUCUAGUUGAGGUCAAUUGAAUUGAGUCCAGUUGCAAUG